Messenger RNA from Rotaria sp. Silwood2, 714 nucleotides. The record is from the annotation of a GenBank genome assembly. NCBI's taxonomy places the organism in Eukaryota, Metazoa, Rotifera, Eurotatoria, Philodinida, Philodinidae.
AUGCGAGAUGAUGAUGAUGACGACAUCGUAUGUUGUCUUAUAAGACAAGCGGAGCUACAGACCAAGAUUUAUGAGUACAAUGGUGCUUUACUGAAUUAUGGCAAAGCUUUAGAGAUUUAUCUGAAACACGAAGAUAUUCUUCAUAGCAAUGUUACUUCAAUUUAUAGACAAGUGGCAGUGAUUUAUCUCAGACAUAAACAUGAUUAUCAUUUAGCGCUCAAAUAUCAACUGUUAAAACAUAAAAAUACAUUGAUGACAUGUACACCAGACUUUGGGAAUGAAAACUUUUAUAUUGAACAAAAGAAAAAACAUACAGCUGAGAGUCAUCUGGAAUUAGCUGAAAUUUAUAUAGCACUUAAACAAUAUGAUCUAGCUACCGAACAUUUAAGAACGGCUAUGAAAAUCAAUGAUGAGCGUAGUUCAAAAUAUACUAUAGAUAUAUCUGCUGCUUGUUAUGAAAUAUUUGCUGAUGUUUACCUAGCAUUAAAUCAAACUGAGUUGGCCACUGAACAUCUACGAAUAGCCAUGGAAUUAUAUAAAGAACUUAAACAGCAGCAUAUUCAAGCGCCAGGCGAAUUCAGACAUCUUAUGUAUGAACCAAAAGAAUUGAUCGAAAGCGACGAAAUCAAGAUCAAAUGUAUUGAAGAAAAAGUGAAUAAUCGCAGUUCGAUCGUUUUUAAAAAUUGUCCAAUCUCAUUCGUGUCACAACAGUAA